Molecule: messenger RNA, 501 nt
Organism: Porites lobata
Lineage: Eukaryota; Metazoa; Cnidaria; Anthozoa; Scleractinia; Poritidae
Source: the annotation of a GenBank genome assembly
AUGGAAAGUUCUUCCUCAAGCAUUUCUCGACCUCUUUCAAGCAGUGCCAGUGGUUGUUCUUUACCAAACCCAGUUUUAUCCAAGCCUGUUAUAGAACCAUGUGAGAUGAGAAAGUUAAUCUCUGAUACGUUUGACUUUGUUGAUGACAUUUCUUGUGCACAUCACUCAUAUUAUCACUGCCUCGAGCAAAAUUGUCAAAGUGUUAGCAAUUCAGAUGCAAGUUUAUUUCAUGGAAAGAAAGAUAAAUUCCAGCACAAAUGGCUCUCUGAUAAAGAGCUCACAUACUGCCACCAGACUGGAUUUUUUUGGCUUUUAUAUGCUGAAGGCAAGGGAAUGUACUGCAUUCUCUGCUCCAAGCACAAAACAAGAAAUAAACAAAACCAGGCUGAUAUCUUUACCGGGAAACCUGGAACGAGAUAUAAGAAAUCUGCAUUAAAAUCACAUGCUGACUCUGAUCGUCACAAGGCAGCCAUUGAAGCAGAGCUACUGCAGAAAAAUUCU